Messenger RNA from Ochotona princeps (American pika), 1382 nucleotides. It is a transcript of the gene MRPS18B, whose product is annotated as mitochondrial ribosomal protein S18B. The record is from RefSeq and is a predicted model, not a curated record. Lineage: Eukaryota; Metazoa; Chordata; Mammalia; Lagomorpha; Ochotonidae. Bases 374 to 1150 code for a protein of 258 amino acids. Gene Ontology annotation, molecular function: structural constituent of ribosome. Gene Ontology annotation, biological process: mitochondrial translation. The transcript has 7 exons. Gene Ontology annotation, cellular component: mitochondrion; ribosome.
CUUUGACCACUUCCGCCCUCGAGAAGACGGCUCUCCCGGAGUUGGUAGAAAUGGAACGGCGCAUGCGCACUCAGGGAACUCCGCGCAAAAUCGCUUACAAAAUCUCUUCCAAUAAAAACUUUAAGAAUGGAAUGUGAGAAUGGUAGUGGUUGGUCCAGAAAAAAAGUAAUUUUGAGGCCUAAUUUGAUUGUGACGCAGUCGAAAUUAGCUUCUUCCCCUUCCCCCCCGCCUGGCCCCCUUCUACACUUCCGCCCUGACGCAAACGCGCAGCUGCCUUCCGCACUGCGGGUUGCCCUUUGGCCCUAGCCGAGCAGGUUUCCUGGAGCAUGCGCAGUCCCCUUUCCGGGCGAUCCUGCUGGGGGCCUGCGUCAAGAUGGCGGCGUCCAUACUGAACACGCUGCUGAGGCGGUUUCCCAGCGUUUCGCCUUUCAGAAGUGCCUAUGGAGUUCAGGUUCCCUUCCAGACUCUUUGCACCAAAGCCCCCCCUGAGAAAGAUUCUUUGCCCACUCUUCCCAUUUCCCCUUAUAAGGAUGAACCCUGGAAAUACCUGGACUCAGAAGAAUACCAGAACCGCUAUGGUUCUCGCCCCGUCUGGGCUGAUUACCGCCGCAACCACAAAGGUGGUAUACCCCCGCAGCGGACUCGAAAGACAUGUAUUCGUAAGAAUAAGGUUGCUGGGAACCCCUGCCCCAUCUGUCGGGAUCACAAGCUGCAUGUUGACUUCAGGAAUGUGAAGCUUCUGGAACAAUUUGUGUGUGCCCACACGGGAAUCAUCUUCCAUGCGCUGUACACAGGAGUCUGUAUGAAGCAGCACAAGAAGUUGACCGAGGCUAUCCAGAAAUCCAGAGAUCAUGGUCUCCUCAGUUACCACAUUCCCCAGGUUGAGCCCCGGGACCUCGACUUCAGUACCUCUCAUGGAGCUGUGAGCACUACUCCGCCGGCCCCCAGCCUGGUUGCUGGUGAGCCCUGGUAUCCGUGGUACAGCUGGAAACAACCACCUGAAAGAGAACUGUCCCGCCUGCGGCGGAUCUAUCAGGGCCACCUCCGGGAAGAAAGUGGCCCCCCGCCUGCGUCAAUGCCCAUGGUGCCUCCUACUGCCCCGGCUGGAACCGACUCCAGUGAGCAUUCGGGCUCCCAGAGUGCUCCCUAGAGCCUGCACAUGGGGAAGGAAGCCUGAGGGAUAAGGAGGGAGUGCCUAGGACCGCGUACCUGGAGGUCACCCUGAGAAGUGCUGUCUGUCCUGUGCCUUUACCAAGCCCAGGAGCAAAUGAUUGUUCAUGAAGGGAUAAAUACAUCAGGGGCUGAGGGAGGUCAGAACACAUGUUUGCUGGAAACUGUCACCUCUGUGUUGCAAAUAAGUGGGCUCAACACUGGGCUGCUGU